UACAUAGUUCUCCCCAAUGCUGAUUUGGAGGUUUUGUGACGAUGGCUUCCUUUUUGAGUUAGCAGAAGACAGCUGUUCUUUUAGAUAUCUUUGAAAAAUAAUCCUUUUUGUUUUUAAAAUGGAUCACUUGUAACUUCGGUCACUAUGAGUUAAUUUCGAAAGCAUGACAUUCGUGCUGACCGUUUAGAUCAGUAUUUUUCAAUACCCAUUACACAGGACUCCUAUUUUGCAUAGAGUGAUCUCAAUAUUUAUAACAUAUUUAUUUUAAAAUAUUAUUGUAGAGGUUUACUUAUUGUAUUGUCUUCACAAAAUACCUUACCUUACCCCUCAACAGUAUUUCUACAAAGAUUUCUGUCACAGUCCCAAAAUGGUUAGAAGAUACCAAGGCAUUGUACUAGGGGUGCUGAUCAUAUUGUUGUUCUUCAUCUUGUAUCUUACGAUGCAAAUCAUCCAGACUAUAGUAAUUCAGUCAAUUGUCGAGGAAUCAUGGCUAUUGCGGCUCUGUGUAAAUUUAGCUGCGUAUGGGUGCAUUCUUGUGCCAGGCUUUGUAGCAUACAAAUAUGUGGAAUCAACCCAGUAUUUGGAAAGAACAGAUCUUGGCAGUUUUGGAAGGUUUGUAAGACUUUGUCUUGCAGAGCCUUACUCCGAUUUACCAAAAUCUAUUGAUUCCACAUCAAACCCUCCACUGCAAAGUCACUCACAUGGAAAACGAGUUUUACAGCUUCUUUAUUGUUUUGGAGGUUUACAGAUUUCUUACCUCAUUUGGGGUGUGUUGCAGGAAAAAAUAAUGACCCAGGAAUAUCACAACUCAGAUGACGAGAGAGCUAAUUUUAAAGAUUCAGAAUUUCUGGUAUUUGUCAACCGUGUUCUAGCCUUUGCCUUUUCAGGCAUACAUCUCAUGUUCACCAAGUACCCACGAAAUAAUUGCCCUCUUUACAAGUAUGUCUAUUGUUCUUUGACAAAUAUACUCAGUUCAUGGUGCCAGUAUGAAGCUCUUAAAUUUGUAACCUUCCCAACUCAGGUUCUUGUGAAAGCAUCCAAGAUAAUUCCUGUUAUGGUGAUGGGAAAAGUUGUCUCGAAGAAGAAGUUUGAAUACUAUGAAUACGUAACUGCUGUGAUGAUGUCAAUUGGCAUGGUUAUGUUCUUGCUGAAUAAUGGAGGAGAUCAGAAAGGAGUCAAAGAAACAACGGUUUCUGGCAUUGUUUUGAUGGCAAUGUACAUGACAAUGGAUAGCUUUACAUCAAAUUGGCAAAGCAAACUCUUCUCAGAAUACCAUAUGAGUUCUGUUCAGAUGAUGUGUGGUGUGAAUUUAUUUUCAUGCCUCUUAACAGCUGUUUCUCUUGUGUCUCAAGGAAGUCUAUUCAAAUCCAUUCUGUUCAUGAGUCAGUUUCCAUCUUUUGCAAUUGAUUGCUUUCUCCUAUCGUUAUGUUCUGCCUCCGGUCAGCUCUUCAUUUUCUAUACCAUAUCAACAUUUGGACCAGUUGUAUUUGUUAUCAUUACCACCCUACGACAGGUGCUUGCUAUACUUCUCUCUUGCAUUAUUUAUGAUCAUCAUCUCUCUACGUUUGCUGCUUUUGGAGUGUGUGUUGUAUUCAUUGCAAUAUUUUUAAGAAUUUAUUGCAAUCAAAGACUAAGAAACAUCAGGAAACAACAACUACGAGGUAGUGUUCAAGGAUAAGUUAACUAGUAUAUAUUAUUUCAAAAGUUUUCCAAAGAUAUUCUGUUUUAGUUUGUAUGUAUUAUUUUAUUGUUUGGUCUAAAAUUUUACUUUUGGUUGUGAAAUUCUUUUAGCAAUUUGGAAACAUAUUUUUUUCUAUCUUUUUUACCUAUUAUGUCCAUCUGUGAUACAUCUGUCUCGUGUAAUUUCAUUAUCAAGGCAUUAGUCUAAUUUUGACCAAUAUCACAGGUCAAAUUCUGAAGUGCCUUCUAGUAACUUAAAAGUGUAAGCAGUUAAAUACCAAUAUUGUUUAUAAACAGGAUAAAAAUUACGUAAAAUAUAUAUUUUUUUUUUAAAGAAGUGAUUUUGCAUAUGGUAUCACUUAACAAGUAUUUUGUCAAAUAAAUUUGAUUUAUUAUGAUAUUGUUGUGGCAUUGCUGUGUCUGAGACUUUACUUCACAUGGAUGUGUUCUCUAGACUUGUAUGACAAAAACUGUACUUAAUAUCCAUGUAUUUUAAGAUUUUGUGUCUCUCUAAUGACAACCUUUUUGAAGGGGGUAGUUUUUUAAUUUGAAAUAUCUUUUUUCUCAUAUAUUUACGACAUAGAUACUGAUAGUAAACUUGGGGUGGUGAAAUGAUGUUUUCUUUUUGAAAUUUUUGUUUUGUUGUUUGUACUUCUGGCCUAGAAAAACUUUAGCUUGUCAAUAGUCAUCUAAUGGCUCAUGUUCUGUUAGAUAGAGUCAGGUAGGGGGAAAAAUGAGAUGUGGGUAGGUAUGCAACAUCUAUUACGAUCAAGUUGCUACAAUUGUUAUGCCAGUACCCGCUGUUUCAUUUCUCUCCUAUUGGUCCUACUUUGCAACACAUCAAAUAGAUCUUGCGUGUGGGAUAAGAUGAUUUUUUUAUACUACUUGUAGGAUUUUGGAAUGGGAAUGUGAGUGUCUAUUUGCUUGUGUGUUGUCAGAUCUAAUACUGUGACUUUUAUGCUUAUGAUGUGCUGAUGUUUAACUCAUCAGCAUCAGAUGGCUCUCAUGUUGAAAUAUGUCAAUCGCAGAAUCUUUCUAUAUUCAUUGACAGAUAUGCUUAGCUACCUUAGGCUUGUAUAAUUUUACAAAUGAGACAUUGAGACAUGACAAAUUAGUGAUGUAAGGAGAUAAGUGGUGUGAUGGCAUGGGAAUAGGUCAUAUCAUGAAAUGUCAAAUUAUCAUAAUACUCAGAACUUCCCUCCAAGAUUGAUAAGUUGUGUUAUUUUAUGGUAUUGUUCUUUUUCUAAUUGUUUGUUGAUUAGCGUGUACAAACAAACUCCUGACCUGUGUUCUAUAAAACGGAUGCUCAGAUGAA
Messenger RNA from Frankliniella occidentalis (western flower thrips), 2995 nucleotides. It is a transcript of the gene sll, whose product is annotated as adenosine 3'-phospho 5'-phosphosulfate transporter 1. Bases 368 to 1678 code for a protein of 436 amino acids. Gene Ontology annotation, biological process: transmembrane transport. Gene Ontology annotation, cellular component: endoplasmic reticulum membrane; Golgi membrane. Gene Ontology annotation, molecular function: 3'-phosphoadenosine 5'-phosphosulfate transmembrane transporter activity. The record is from RefSeq and is a predicted model, not a curated record. The transcript has 8 exons. NCBI's taxonomy places the organism in Eukaryota, Metazoa, Arthropoda, Insecta, Thysanoptera, Thripidae.